ACCUGGUCUGUUUCUUCAACUACGUUCUGCUCUUUCCCCAUUACACCAGUCACAUGUUCCUGUUCUCUCACUUUAAGACCUGGCGGCAUAUGAGUAGCAAUGUGAAAGGCGGCUGUUAUAAACAGAAGCUUCAGCCGUGACAUGGACUUUGGGGUCUGUUCUGGGUUUGGGAUACUAAACAUGAUACCUUGACUGUUCUAAGUCUGUUUUUUAUCAACACACUAAGUGGCCUGUGACCAAGCUGCUCUCCAUCAGCCUAAAAACUUUUAUAAAUAGAAGGAUCAAGGUCGGCUGAUCUGAGCAUGCUCAGUGUCCUGGACAACUCCUUGAUUUUUGCCUUUAGGACCCAUUACACAUCCACAAUAACAUUCUAUUGACUGAUGCAAAAUAGCAAUGCUAAGGUAAAGAGACCCCCAGUAAAAUACAGUGUAACAAUGGAAGGAUGCAUUGUGGGAUAAUAGUUAAUUAUACAGAAGCUAGUGCCCAAUCUAUUCAGCCACUAAAGGUACAAACAGAUUGUUCCUGUAAUGAGAAGUCUGGCAAAACCCUACUGUGAGUGUAACAAUGUGGCCACUGGAGUGCAGAGCUUUUGACAUUCCCCAGAUCUCUGCUGACAAUAGACAUAAAUCAUUAUGUAACUCAAACGUAUAUUAUCUCUAUGGGUUUAAUGGGCUUUACUCCAUUAUUACCAAGUCUAAUUUGUCAGCACUGACCUAUUCAAACAUUUUUCCUAAACAGCAGCUGCACUGCCAUUUGAGGAAACCACAAGAUAGGACCCAACAUGGAGCAACCUUCUCAUUUGAUGAAAAUGGAGAAUAUAUCACUGGGUUACGGAUCUAUAAAGGUAUCACAGAUGCAGAUGAAAUGAAUAACAACUUCUUUGCUGAGUUUUCACCUUGGGCUCCACCAGAUCAGCAGCUGAACAUCACUUCAUCAUUAAUAAAAUGGAAAACAAAUAACAAUGAAAUCCCAAUAGCUCAAUGCUCAGCCAAUUGUGCCCCUGGACAAAGGAAGGUGCCAAUACCUGGAGCCAAAACCUGCUGUUAUGAUUGUGCCCCUUGUUCCAAUGGAGAGAUCUCCAACACAACUGGUUAUUAAAGAUCGGCAUAGAACACCCUGAGUGCUGACAACGCAUCUGACAUAUCACUAAGUGUCUCAGAAAAGUGCUGAG
This is a messenger RNA of Xenopus laevis (African clawed frog), 1171 nucleotides long. Its product is annotated as taste receptor type 1 member 2-like. Bases 565 to 1098 code for a protein of 177 amino acids. Lineage: Eukaryota; Metazoa; Chordata; Amphibia; Anura; Pipidae. The transcript has 3 exons. The record is from RefSeq and is a predicted model, not a curated record.